AUCUUCAUUAGUCUAUUGCAUGUGAAUUAUUUUCACUUACUUUUCAGUUUGUGUGGACUUUUGAUUCACAACAUUUCAUAAGUUCUCUGACCGACCAUGUGUGCUUUUACAUGCGGUGUUAUGACAAGUUAACGCCUCCAUUUUUGACUGACUUGGAUCCUUCCCUCAUGCAAUCAACUUGAGUUGUUCUUAUUGCAGCCUUUGGAUUGGGUAUGUGUGAUAGAGAGUAAAAUGCAAGCAUAUUCUUCAAUGAAUACAAACUUCUCAUCUUAGUGUUCAGCAUAAAGAUGCUUUACAUUUAGGAUGGAGUCCAAUGAUUUCAUUGUGUUAAUUUUGUCGUAUAUUUUUCCUUUGCCUUUUGUGGAUGCUGAUGAAGUUCAAUGAUUUUCUAGUAUGUUAAUUUUUGCAUCUAUUUUCCUUUGCCUUUUCUGGAUUCAUCACCAAAUGCCAUUUGCUAUUCCUGGGAGAUAAAAAGCUGGUCUUCUUUUGUAGCACUGAUCUGCUUUUGCUUAUGAUGACAGCAUCUCUUGGAGUCUCAGAGGCAUAGAGAAAAUAAGUACCAGAUGCUGGAAUGGCACACCAAUAUUAUAAAAGAUCUUUUCCUGGAAAAACUCGGGGCAUUGAAGGCCCCACUACUUGCCGUAUGCUUUUACGGUCCACCUUCUCGGGGAAGUUUGAUGCUCCAAGUAAGUUCUAAAAGACAACAAUGUUUCAAGUUAUUAAGUUCAUUGGAGGUUGAACCAAAUACUUUCUAGGGUGCUCUUCAAAGUCUCACCAUCAUUUCUAUGGCAUGUUUUACGUGCGACGUUGAAGAAAUUAGGCUAAAAGAAAGGAAUGGAUUGGCUAGAUUAACUUUCAUUGAAUUAGAACAUAAUCAAUCUAUCUAUUUGUAGCUGUGGGUCAACAAGAAGAUGAUAUGUCGUGGAUUCCUCUUUAAAAGUAGCAAUUUUCUUGGGAAGAUUUAGUUCAUGUUGUGAAGAAAUCUGUUCAAGAAGAGAUGAAAGGAGAUCUUCAUGCAAAGAAUGAAUGGACAAUCUCCAAUUGAAGGGAUCAAUAUUUGGAAAAAAAACGAAAACAGAAACAUUUAUCAAAUUGUGGAAACAGUAAAAAAAACACAUCCCAAAGUACCCAAGUACAUUCAUGUACUCUCUCUCUCUAGGUUUAUUCUUCAUAGUCACGUGUCUUUAGAGAGAGAGAGAGAGAGAGAGAGAGAGAGAGAUUAUUAUGUGAAGUGGAAGCAAAACUGUAGUUCUUUGUUAUAUAGAAGACAAUGAUUACCUUGUGAGUGAAGAAAAAUUCAAAAAAAAAGACAAGAAUUGAGUCAAAGACAAGAAGACCUACCAUCCCCUUCCCUCUCUCUCUCUCUCUCUCUCUCUCUCUGUUCACAAAGAGACACAUACACAAAUGGAGGUCCCCCUCCAAUCCGUUUUCCACUCCACCUAGCAACCAACCAACACAAUCUUCUCUCUCUCUCUCUCUUUCUGGACACAAAUAUUCACAAUUCAAAUUCAUGUUCUUCAAGCAACAAAGGCGUCCCCAACCAUCUCCAUCAUCAUCACCCUUACCACGCCAUGAAGCCUUCUAUUUUUCUCUUUCUUUUUUCUUUUUCCUCUCUACGCACACACAUUAGAUAUAUGUAUAUAUAUAUAUUCAAUUCUCCAUGCAGGGACCAAACCCAGUUAGUAAAAGGGAAGAAAAGAGAGGAAAAGUGAAGAGAAAAGAAGAGAAGAGAAGAGAGAAGAAUGAGGAAACCGGAGGCGGGUCUUGGGAAAGAGAAUGUGGAGAAGAACAAGUACCGGAAAGGCCUGUGGUCGCCGGAGGAGGACGAGAAGCUGAUGAGGUAUAUGUUGAGCGAUGGACAGGGGUGUUGGAGUGACAUUGCUAGGAAUGCAGGGCUUCAGAGAUGUGGCAAGAGUUGUCGUCUUCGUUGGAUUAAUUACCUUAGACCCGACCUCAAACGUGGAGCUUUCUCUCCUCAGGAAGAAGAGCUUAUUGUCCAUUUGCAUUCCCUUAUUGGCAACAGGUGGUCUCAAAUUGCAUCCCGUUUGCCUGGACGUACCGACAAUGAAAUAAAGAAUUUUUGGAAUUCCACAUUAAAGAAAAGGUUAAAAAACAACCUCUCCUCCACACCAUUCAGCAACCACGAAUCAUCGGAUCCUAGGUUGGACAUGAUGUUUGGAGGGAUAAUGGCGAUGCAAGAACAUGAGAUCAUGAGUAUGAACUUGAGCAUGGAUUCAUCAUCGACCUCGUCAUCAUCUUCCCAGCUUCCAUUUUCUGCCACAGGACACAACUCGUUGGACGGUUCAUCCAUGCCUUUCCUAGACAACAACUUCGAAAUGGCAUCCAUGGUUGGUGCCACCAAUGGCUUUCUGCAGGCACCGGGAGGGUGCGCGACAGAAAUGGGAAUGAGAAUGAUCAUGGAAGAGCGACUUAGCUAUGGAAGUUUGGAGGCUCAAAGAUCAAUGGAGGUUGAAAGGGAAGUGCUAUGUCUUCCACAUGAAGAGAUGAACAACAGAAGCAAUUUUGAUGAGUAUUUGGGUACAAAUGAGCAGAAUUUGAAUGUGGAGGAGAUGUUUGGAGAUAUGGGAAGCCAUGGACAAGUACAAGAAAGCUUGAAGAUGGGUAAUGAAUGGGAUUUGGAGAGUUUUAUGCUGGACAUAUCCUCAUUUCCUCAUUUUCUUUGAUCUUCAAUCUCCACCCUCUCACUCUACAAAUCUUCAUUUACUUAGAAUUUUUUUCAAAAAAAGCUUUUCGAACCCAUUUGUUUAAGGGAGUUUUUGAGAAACCAACCCCUUAAAAUUUUAUAUAUUUCCCCAUAUAUGAUGAUUUCUUCUCUCUCAAUAAAACCCCAUAAAUUUUUUUAAAAAAUCGAAUAAGAAAAUUAGUUUUGUUCUUUGACUGGCCAUGGUUGAAGCCCUAUGAAUGAAAAUGGAAAAGAGGUUUCUUUUGGUUUAGGUGUUGUGUUUUUGGGAGGCUCAAGAAGUUGAUUCCCAAAUUCUGCAGCUGAGAGAGUUAGAGAGAAGGUAGUGCUUUUUGCAUUGCACAACAAAGCACCUUUGUUGCCCAAACUCGAGAGAAUUUUGAGUAAGUUUGUGUAGCUUCAAAGCAUGGUCUUUUCUGAGUAUCAUUGUUGUUUUAUCAUUUAUAUGUACAAAUCCAAAUAUACACAUUCAAUCACAU
Cucurbita moschata (crookneck pumpkin) is the source of this 3180-nucleotide messenger RNA. Its product is annotated as transcription factor MYB46-like. NCBI's taxonomy places the organism in Eukaryota, Viridiplantae, Streptophyta, Magnoliopsida, Cucurbitales, Cucurbitaceae. The transcript is spliced from 3 exons. The coding region runs from base 1743 to 2684 and encodes 313 amino acids. The record is from RefSeq and is a predicted model, not a curated record.